CUCGCUAGUUGCAAUAGUUUUCAAAUUUCGCCAGCCGCCCACUUUAACGCCUAAGUUUUAAAGUGUUUCAUAAUAUAAUUUUAUUAACAAAAGCCCACGGAAUAGUUUAACCGGCAUCGAUAAUCGCAUCGUCGAUUUAAAAAUAUACGAGCAGUUACUCAUCUUUCGCUUUUAAAUAUUACAAAAACUUUUAUUAUUAUUAUUUUUUUUUUAACCGAUUAAAAUAGCAUUGAAUGAACAAGUUCCGGCGUAGUUUUUCCCCCUCAAACAAGUUAAUUUAAAAAAAAGGAAAGUCUGUGUAUACGCGGUCGACUGCGAAAAGGAAAUUCCGCAGCUGGAAAAUCUGACGACGUGAUCGAUCAUCACUAUUAAGCUGCUUUUCGUUACUCUUCGAGGCCGUGCGUUAUUUGGAUAUUUCGAUUGAUCAGAAUGGCAAAAUAAGCUAUUACUAGGAAAGGGGCAGUUGUCCCUAUUAAAACAAUAAAAAUGCACCCUCAUUAUCUUUUAGUUAUGUUUUACUAAUCAUGGCUGGAUGUAAUUCGUCCACCAAUAUGCAGCUUUUUCAAGAAAUGAAAUACAAGUUUCCUGAUAUUCCAGAAGAAGUUAUACAAAAUUGUAUAUUCAAGCAUUCUGGGAACAGAGAAGCUUGCAUUCAGUUACUCAGCAAAGAAAAUUUGAAUUAUAUUUAUCCUUCUACAGAAACCAACUUUCCAACUAGUCAUUACUACAGUAUGAAUGUACAUAGUAAAUUACCAAUUGCAAAAAAUGGAAGUAAUUUAUAUCUAAGAAAUUCAUUACUUCCCACACCCCCUAGUCAUAUCUAUCCAAAUUCUAAACCUAAAAUAGGUCGGUGUAGCUUCAGUUAUUUUUCUCCUGUCUCACCAGUGCCUUGCAACGAUAAUUCAUCAAACAGACCAAGAGAAAUACAAUCGGCACCAACAAUGCAAAGUGAGCAAAAUCCAUUUUUAUCUGCGUAUAAUAACGAAUGGUAUUUCAAUAUAAACAGUGUUCAUAAUCCAGUCGUGUUUAAUACUUCAUCUUGUAAAAAUACUUCUGAUCAAAAGACAACUCAGAACAUACAAUCCAGAUUAACAGUAAGUACACCGUCUAGAAUCACUUCUAAUAUCAUGGACAAUCAAAUGUCAAAUCCUAAUGUUACACAAGCUCGACAUGUGACUACUCUAAAAAUUAAUCCUCAACCUGUUUAUCUUAUUGAAAAAUAUGGAUACAAUCCUAGUUCCUCCGUUUAUACAAAUAUUAUGCCUUCGGGAAGACACAUGACAUCAGUCAAUCUUCAGUUACGACCACCAUCUUCAGAAGCUCAGCCACCAAUUGAAAUUACAACUACACCCCUGAAUUGCGUGAUGAGUAAAAACAACGAUAAAGAUUUUAAUUCACAAGUUCGGAUAUCAAUUAAUUCUACUGGUGCUACUUUAACUGCUAUGAGAACACAAAAGAAACCACCAAUUGCUUCUCCAACGGCCCAUCACUCUGUAUCCAUGCAAAGGAAUGUUACUCAUAUAUCUACAGUUCCUACUUUUCCUUCAAAUGCUAAUGUUUUUAAAAACACUGAAGCCGGUGAAUGUUAUACAACUGAAAAUUAUACUGUAACAUCACAGAAUUGUUCACAAUUUCAGCCUUUAAAUACUGAAAAUUUAAUAAAUAUGCCAGAAUCAUGGAAUUCUGCAAACCAGCCUGUAUUGCCUUAUCAGAAUACAUCGUCACAUAAUCAGCGAAGAAGGAAUGCAUAUAAUGAAUUGGCUUAUACUCAGGCUCUUUUAUUACAUCAGAAAGCUAGAUUAGAAGUCUUGCAAAAGGUUUUAGAUGAUGAAAAAAAAAUAUUGUCAAGAAUGAAAAUGGAAGUGAAUAAUAUGGAAGAGCAUUUGUUGCAGAGAAGAUUAAAUUUGACUGCAAUUUCAAAUAUGACAGACGUUCAAAAUUUGCGAGAAGAAAACAGAAGAUUAAGAGUGGAAUGCCAUUGUUUGUCAAUGGAAGUUGAUUUUUGUUUAAAAGGUCAAGCGCCGUUAGGAGAAACUGACGAAGAUUUUUAUAAAAAUAUAUUUACCGGACCACAUGGACCAAUACCCCCAGUUCCAAACACUGAAGAAUUAAGCAGUCAAGCAAUAUCCGCUUCUGCAUUUCAAAGUAAUAAAGAAAACAAAAGAGAAAGUCAAAACGUGGAAGAAAAGGACAUGUGGAAAUGUUCAAAGUGUACGUUUGCCAAUCAUCCCGCUCUCAAUAAAUGCGAAAUGUGCGAAAUGACCAGAACGACAGAUUCAGAUGGCAGAGAAACGGGUCCCGCCUAUCGCAGUCAGUACCAUAGAAUGAUGGGUGCGCCACAGGUCGAUCGCAGAAUGGUUUCAGAUCUGACCACUGAACCACAGCCGAGGCAGGGAAUAGGUCACGUGCAGAUCUGCGUCAGACGAAACAGAAUCACCACCCCGUCCGAAGGAUUAGAAUUGCACUUGACUCACAGAUACCCUCGCAGAUAGCAUUAAAUAAACAACAACAUAUUGCAUUUCAAAAAUAAAUAUUUACAAGGAUAUUUUUAAUAUCUAACAUACAUGUAUAUUAUGAGGAGCAAGAUCCAGUGGUGAAAGCUGCCCGACGGACCAUUAUCGUUCAAUCUGUGAUUUUCAAAUUGAGUAACUUUAAAAAAAAAACCAUCGUCGUUUAAGAACUUAAACCCUUUCCGUGCAUUUUCUUUGUAUACUUUAUGGUAACGCCUCAGUCUUUAUCUCCCAUCACUUUUUUUUCUUGCCAGAUGUACAGUACAUAGACAAUAUAUAUUCAGUGUACAAAAUAUAGACUCGUGUUUUUCUUGUGACGUUCAAUAGAUUCUUUACUACCUCUGUGAUCCAAAAAUUAUGUCGUCUAGGAAAUAAUAUUCGACGAUUUAAAAAUAGUUUAUAUUAUAAUGUGUAUAUUAUAAAUGGAAAUUUAGCAUUAUGUACAGAACUAAAUCCAAAAUAAUAAUGUAUAAAAAAAAUGUAGAUGGAAUGAAGUAAAAUUUAUACUUGUUACCUGUCUCUUGUUUUACUUAGAGAGCUUCAUUUUGACACUUUCUCCAUUGAAAUUAGUAAAAUUCUUGCACGCGUUUUUAACUUCCAGUACUAGUUUAGAAUAUGAAAUACGGUAAUGCCGGUAUAUUUAUAGCUAAUAUAAACGAUACCCAUUUGAUAAACAUCAGAUACACGUAAUUUAAGAUAAAAACAACACAAUUAAAUGACCCAAAUGAUAGACACGAAAACAAAAUACGAAAAUACCGCAUAAUAAAAAGAAAAUUUCAAAUCACUAAACAUCUGCUUGGCUUUUUCACAAACGGACCUCUGGAGACAAUGUCACCAGCCAAAUUGCUUCUCAUUUUUCCAUCCCGAUAGCGUGCGAUGUCAUCACACCUUUAGCCACAUUAGCCUGGUUUUUAAGAAUGGCGCAUGCCAUCUUAAACACGGAGGUCGGACCCACCACAUUCUCUUUGAGGUGAAAAAAGGAACUUAACCGCAGAACCCCAAGAGGUAGAUGGCGGUAAUAGGUAGGAAUUGUAUACAUGACUUAAUACAUUAUAAUUCGAACUCCGGAAUAUUGGAAUUACGAGAUACUACUAUACAGUGGUACCUCAGGAUACGAAAUUAAUCCGUUCCGAAACUGAGAUGGUAUCGUGAAAAUGUCGUAAGGUGGAUCAUCUUUUCCCAUACGAUUA
Messenger RNA from Centruroides sculpturatus (bark scorpion), 3700 nucleotides. Its product is annotated as mitogen-activated protein kinase kinase kinase 7-interacting protein 3 homolog. Gene Ontology annotation, molecular function: ubiquitin binding. The record is from RefSeq and is a predicted model, not a curated record. The transcript is spliced from 9 exons. The coding region runs from base 525 to 2492 and encodes 655 amino acids. Lineage: Eukaryota; Metazoa; Arthropoda; Arachnida; Scorpiones; Buthidae.